UUCCACCUUCCCUCCCUCCUCUGAACCUUCUCAAUCUCCCCUCCCCCCACGUGGAGUAUAACACCCAUACGCAGACGGCACACGCGCAAGCACAUGAACCACCUCCACCACCACCUCGGCGGCUCCCACUUGCUCCCCUUCCUCUGAUCCUCCUCGUGCUCGUGCACAGCUCCACCGCGGCAACCUCGCCGCCGGCCGGGCCGGCUGCCCCGGCGCACUCUUCGGGCGGGCUCCUGCAAUGCCGAACAGCUAGUUUUUGGGCGAUUCAAGGCGGAGCCUCCUCCGGCUUUUGGGAUCAGGCUGGGAUUCCGAUGCGAUUCGUCGGGUUCUUCUUCUGCUGCUCAGGUGUCCCCCUCUGAUCAAUCGCGUCAGUUCUUCGGGCUGUCAUAGGGAGUGGCCUGCGCGUCGGUUAUUGGUGGCCUGGUAGGCCACCAAUAAUAUCAUCUCUCCUAGGCUUAUUUGCCUCCAUUUGUCAUCAGCUUCUUGGAAUCCACAUUCUGGUCAAAUGCUGUGAAGAAGAAUCCUCUUGGGCUGAAUAAAUUCAGCCUAUAACCACUAUGGGUGCCUGUGUAUCUUCAAGCAGAAAGCGGAGAUCGAAAAGAUUAUGUUGUAUUUACAGGCGCUACCGUGGCAAGGUUUUAACCAAUACGCCUAUAGUACGUGCCAGUAAUGUGGAGAACUUUGCUUCUUCCGGAGAAGCAGUCCAUUUAGGGACUUCUGCAGCUACUCGGCGGAGAUCUGAUGGCUCAAAUGUUACAUUCCACCUCACACAGCUGCAGUGGCAUCACAGUGAGCUGGACACAGAGAACGGAAAUGUUGUGUGCCAAGAAGAAGCAUGGUUUGACUCUGUCAGUAUUUUGGGAUCUGACUCAGAUGAAGACUUCAGCAGUGUCAAUGGAGACCUCCCUUCUAUGCCAAAUUCAACAGGUACACAAUUGAUGCAGUGUGAAGAUGCUUCAUCCAUCGCUGAUGCUAUCCAGAAGUUUGAAAGGAUUUUUGAUGGCUCCAGUGUUGCUCAAGCUGUUGGACAGUACCUGAAAAGGGAUGCAAACAAAAUAGAAGCAGAGAGGCCUAAAGUUGCAAGCCCUGAAGCUUGUGAUGUCUCUAGUGGAAAGGUUGAGGAUGCGAAGACACGAAAUGAGGGUAUAAAAAUUCUUACAAAACUUAGAAGGGGCGAGGAUGCAUGUAAUACCUUGAAGUCUUUCAAAGAUGGAGAGAAGCCUCAUGAAAGCAUCUUCAAAAGUUUGACACCAGUGUGCACGCCUCGUCAUGCUAACAAGGUCCAACCAUUAGCAGUAGCAAGUCCACGGGGCCAAAAGAAGAAAUCAGCUGUUGUCAGGCUUUCUUUCAAGAGGCAAUCUUUCGAUGGUGAACAAACUACUGAAAUAUGUUCCUCUAGAAGGUACUUGAUCCGCCCACGAGCUGGAUUAUUGGUUCCGCAAGCUGGUGAGAAAAUUUCUGAGGGUUGUUGGUCUGCGCUUGAGCCUUCGACAUUCAAACUGCGAGGGGAAAGUUUUUUCAAGGACAAAAAGAAAUCUCCUGCUCCAGCUUGUUCUCCAUACACUCCAUUUGGUGUGGACAUAUUCAUGUCCCCGAGGAAAAUUCACCACAUUGCCCAGCAUAUUGAGCUUCCAUCUGUAAAGUCAAAUGAAAAAAUUCCUUCACUACUUAUUGUAAACAUUCAGAUGCCUACAUAUCCUGCCGCUAUGUUCCUUGGUGAUAGUGACGGGGAAGGGAUUAAUCUAGUGCUAUAUUUCAAAUUGAAUGAUAACUUUGAGAAAGAAAUUUCUCCUCAGUUUCAUGACAGCAUCAAGAGACUUGUAAACGAUGAAAUAGAAAAGGUUAAGGCUUUCCCAUUGGACUCAACAGUCCCUUUCAGAGAAAGAUUGAAGAUAUUGGCAGGGUUGGUUAACCCAGAUGACAUGAAUCUGAGUUCUGCAGAGAGGAAGCUUGUUCAGGCUUACAAUGAAAAGCCAGUCCUCUCAAGGCCUCAGCACAACUUUUAUGUGGGAUCAAAUUACUUGGAGAUCGACCUUGAUGUACACCGCUUUAGCUUCAUCUCAAGGAAAGGGCUCGAAGCAUUCCGAGAACGAUUGAAACAUGGGGUGAUUGAUCUCGGCCUAACCAUACAGGCCCAGAAGCAGGAGGAACUUCCAGAGCAUGUCCUUUGCAGUGUAAGGCUAAACAAAGUUGAUUUUGUCGAUAACGGGCAAAUACCAACACUACUGCCAUGUGACGACGACUAAAAGUUCAGCCAGCACCAAGUUAACUGAAACUGAUGUUUGCGCCAAGGACAUUAGCAUGUGCUCGGAGUCCAUUACUUGAAGAAUUGUGGGUUUUCCUUGGUCUUGGAAGUUGAAGGGUGUAGGCAUGGCGGUUCCCGCUCUGUGAGAUGAAUAGAAGUGGGGAUCUGCGUGUAUAGUCAUGUUCUUUGGCACUCUGGUGUUGCGAGUCAAAUUCUGUUGGAACUUGGAAGUUGAUUUGCGAACCCGGAAUUGAGAAUGCCAGCAAGACGUCUUAUCAAUGAUCUAUUUAUUCAAUAUAUAUGUUCUCAAUCUGUUGAGGUAGAGAGAUUGCUGAAAUCAGGGUUACCUACUUUCGUCGUACUUUUUUGUUUUUCGAAACUCAGAUUGGCUCUAAGGCAUUGUAUUACUACCAGUAGACUCAGCCAAAAUGGUGAGUCACUUGGACAUUUACACGAGCAGGUGGACAUUUACACCA
Molecule: messenger RNA, 2721 nt
Organism: Sorghum bicolor (sorghum)
Lineage: Eukaryota; Viridiplantae; Streptophyta; Magnoliopsida; Poales; Poaceae
Exons: 12
Coding region: 558-2246 (562 amino acids)
Source: RefSeq, a predicted model, not a curated record